Aspergillus affinis is the source of this 1416-nucleotide messenger RNA. Its product is annotated as aldehyde dehydrogenase family protein. The record is from RefSeq and is a predicted model, not a curated record. The coding region runs from base 1 to 1416 and encodes 471 amino acids. Gene Ontology annotation, molecular function: aldehyde dehydrogenase (NAD+) activity. The transcript has 3 exons. NCBI's taxonomy places the organism in Eukaryota, Fungi, Ascomycota, Eurotiomycetes, Eurotiales, Aspergillaceae.
AUGUCUGUCGAAACAAUUACCACCAUCUCCCCCUCCACCAACCAGCCCGUCCUCACUCGGACGGGCGUCACUGCCGACGAACUACAGCAGAUUCCACAGCUCGCCCAGGAGGCGUUCCGAUCAUUCUCUCAGUCGACUACGCUGGAACAGCGUCAGGAAAUCGUCACCCGCGCAUUGGACAUCCUCGAGAAGAAGAAGGAUGAGCUGGCUCUGGAAGUCACGAACCAGAUGGGCCGGCCCAUCGCCUACACCGGCGUGGAAGUCAUGACGGCUAUCAGGCGUAGCCGGUACCUGACAAAGAUCAGCAGCUCGGUCCUCGGGAAAGAGGGCAUCGUGCCCGGGGAGGAAGAGAAGGGAUUCAAACGCUUCAUUAAGCGCAAGCCCGUCGGUGUCGCAUUGAUCAUCUUCGCUUGGAACUAUCCCUACUUGAUCUCCGUGAACAGUAUAAUCCCCGCAAUCCUGGCCGGCAAUGCCGUCAUCCUGAAGCCCUCGCCCCAAACCCCCACUAUUGUCGAACAGUUCACCAACGCCUUCGCCGAGGCCGGUCUCCCAAAGAACGUCAUCCAGUACUUCCACUGCGGCUCGCCCACCACCCUCGAGACCAUCGUCCGAUCCCCGCUCGUGGACCACAUCUGCUUCACGGGCUCCGUGGCCGGCGGCCUAGCGGUCCAGAAGGCGGCCUCGGACCGCAUCGUGAACGUCGGCCUCGAGCUCGGCGGCAAGGACCCCGCGUACGUCCGCGACGACGUAGACGCCGCCUGGGCGGCGGAGGAAGUGGUCGAUGGGGCGAUCUUCAACAGCGGACAGAGCUGCUGUGCCAUCGAGCGGGUCUACGUGCACCAGAACAUCUACGACACCUUCAUCGCGGAGGUCAAGAAGGUGCUGAGCAACUACCGCGUGGGCGAUCCCCUCGACAAGCAGACGCAGAUCGGACCCGUCAUCUCCAAGCGCGCCAAGGAGACCGUCGCCGCCCACGUCGCUGACGCUAUCCAGAAGGGCGCCCGUGACGAGACCCCGGCUAACGCCACGUUCGAGAACCCCCCGCCCGCCGGCAACUACGUCAAACCGACGCUGCUGACGGGCGUGACCCACGACAUGGUCGUCAUGACGGAGGAGACCUUCGGGCCGGUGAUCCCCGUUAUGAAGGUCAGCGGCGACGAGGAGGCCGUGAAGCUGAUGAAUGACAGCGAAUUCGGACUGACGGCCAGCGUGUGGUCCAAGGAUGUUGCUAAGGCGGAGGAGCUCAUCGAGGACAUCGAGGCCGGAACGGUCUUCAUCAACCGAUCGGAUUACCCAGCUCCGGAUCUGGCAUGGACGGGAUGGAAGAACUCCGGUCGGGGCGUGACGCUCAGUAAAUUUGGCUUCGAGCAAUUCGUCAAACUGAAGAGCUACCACGUUAAGGACUACCCGAAAUGA